AUGGAGGGGUUGGGGUGGGGGGGGGGGUGGGGUAAUGAUGGUGGGGAUGGGUUAAGGGGUGUUAGGGGGGGGGGUGUGGGUGGGAUGGGGGUGGUUGUGUGUAUAUUUGGGGGGGGUGAAGUGUGGGGUUGUUGUAGUGGGGAGAGGGGGAUGAGUGUUGGUGGGGUGUGGGUAUAUGGGUUUAGGGUUAUAGGAGAUGGGGGUUUGGGGGAGGUGUGUGGGGUGGGGAUUGGGGGGGGUGGGGUUUUGGUGUUAGAUAGCCAGACAAAGGAGGAGGAGGUGCCACCUGCAGUGAAGCCGGGGGACCUGGUCUAUGUGAAAACCUUCCGACGGAAGUGGCAUACUCCACGGAGGGAAGGUCCCUACGAGGUCGUGAACGCGACGUCAACGGCGGUGCAGGUGAAGGGAUCGCCGACGUGGUACCACCUGAACCACUGCGUCAAGGCCCCGGUUGACGGCAACGAGGAAAAGACCAUAAAGGAAAAGGAGAAGAAUGACCAUGGCUGCCAAGGCGACGAGUCCUUGGAAGGGGGGGACGAGGAUCCUCGUGGUGCUGGUAAUGACAAUGAUAGUACCGCUGAGUUCCCUGCCGUCAUCCUGGUGGAAGGGACAGGAACUCCCACUGGCCGAGAGACAUAG
This is a messenger RNA of Knipowitschia caucasica, 639 nucleotides long. The record is from the annotation of a GenBank genome assembly. Lineage: Eukaryota; Metazoa; Chordata; Actinopteri; Gobiiformes; Gobiidae.